Carica papaya (papaya) is the source of this 3373-nucleotide messenger RNA. Its product is annotated as protein MEI2-like 5. Gene Ontology annotation, molecular function: RNA binding. The record is from RefSeq and is a predicted model, not a curated record. Lineage: Eukaryota; Viridiplantae; Streptophyta; Magnoliopsida; Brassicales; Caricaceae.
CUCUCAAUCAUUUGCUACCUUUUCAAUUCGCUGUCCAACCAUCAAUACUUUCUCCCCCUUCGGAAAGAGAAAUUGGAGCAAGACGACACUGUAGCAGUAAUCAACUCUCUCUCUCUCUCUCUCUCUCGCUCUCUCUCUCUCUCUCUCUCUCUCUCUCGCUUGCUGAUUCAAUCAACCGCUUGCUGAACUUGAAAGUAUUAGAGGAUUUUAUAUUGGCGUAGGUCAAUAUUGGUGCAAAUUAGGAUCUCUUAUUUUGAGCAGAUAGGUGAUGUCAUGACACAGUCUCCAAAAAAUUCAAAUUCAGUAGGGCUGACAGAUAUUUUGCCCGUAAAUAUACUGAAAGAAACUGGAAAUGAUGCUUGUGGGAUUUCUUCUGGACUUGGCACUUACCAUGCUUCAAAUGAUGCUACCUUUUUUUCUAGUUCGCUCCCUAUUCUUCCACAUGAAAAAUCAAAUGUUAAUGUCGUAGGAUCUCUAUUUGGUGAUGAGAUAGUGUCUAGCUUAAGCGAACUCGAUCAAGGUUUGGAGGGUAUUGAUUCACUUGAAGGGAUCGAGAGAAAUGCUGUUGGAAGUUUGCUUCCUGAUGAUGAAGAUGAGCUUUUGGCUGGCAUAAUGGAUGAUUUUGACUUUAGUGGGUUGCCUAGUUCACUGGAGGAUCUGGAUGAGUAUGAUCUUUUUGGAAGUGGAGGAGGUUUGGAAUUGGAGAGUAAUCCACAGGAUAAACUAAGUAUGGAUAUGCCGAAGGUUAACUUAUCUGAUGCUAUCUAUGGGAAUGGGGUGCCUCAUUAUGGUAUUUCAAAUAGUGCGGGAAUGUUUGCUGGUGAACAUCCUUAUGGGGAGCAUCCUUCAAGAACGUUAUUUGUUCGGAACAUCAACAGCAAUAUCGAGGACUCAGAAUUACAAGCCCUCUUUGAGCAAUUUGGUGAUAUUAGAACUCUGUACACUGCUUGUAAGCAUAGGGGCUUUGUGAUGAUAUCUUAUUAUGAUAUUCGUGCUGCACGAACAGCGAUGCGUGCAUUGCAGAACAAGCCUUUACACUGGAGGAAACUUGACAUUCACUUCUCAAUUCCUAAGGAUAAUCCAUCAGACAAGGAUAUCAAUCAAGGAACUUUAGUAGUUUUUAAUUUGGAUCCAUCAGUGUCAAACGAAGAUCUCCGUCAAAUAUUUGGGGCUUAUGGCGAGGUGAAAGAGAUAAGGGAAACUCCUUACAAGAGGCACCACAAGUUCAUUGAAUUUUAUGAUGUCAGAGCUGCAGAAGCCGCUCUUAAGUCAUUAAAUAAGAGGGAAAUUGCGGGUAAACGCAUAAAGCUUGAACCUAGUCGCCCUGGUGGAGCUCGUCGAAACUUGAUGUUGCAGUUGAAUCAAGAACUUGAACAAGAUGAAUCGCGCAUUUUCUGUCAUCAAGUUAGUUCAUCCGUUACGAACUCCCCACCAGGUAACUGGGUGCAGUUCAAUAGCUUUAUUGAACAUAGUCCUCUGGAAAAUAUUAGUAGAUCCCCUGCUUUAAGGACGGUAAGCCCAACAAACAGCAAUAAGUUGCCUGGACUGGCUUCAUUGUCGAAUUCUGAAGGACUAAACCAUGCAAAAGUUGCACCAAUUUGUAAUGACCAGAGAAGGCUUGGUCCCGUGGAGCAUCAUUUUCCCAAUAGCAACUUAGGCCAUGGAGUUGCCUUUCAACAAUCCCAUUCAUUUCCGGAGAUGAAGUUGGGUCAACAAAAUAGAGCUGUUUCCACUUUCAGCCCUUCAAACUCCAACGGAUCUAGCAUUGAAACAUUAUCAGGGCCAGAGUUUCUGUGGGGAAGCCCAAGAACAUAUUUAAAACAUACUAGUUCUUCAGCCUGGCCAAUGUCAUCUGUGGCACAUUCGUUCUCAUCAAAUGGUAAUGGUCAUGCCUUCGGGUACUCAGAUAAGCGAAGCUCCUUUCUUGGAUCAUCUGAGCACCAUCAUGUUGGAUCUGCUCCAUCUUGUGUUCCUACUGAAAGGCACUCUGGCUUUGUUCUAGAAUGUCCAGAAACUUCUUUAUUGCAUCCUGUUGCUUUUGGAGCAAAAGAAAUUGGUCAGGAUGAUGGAAAUUUUAUGGUCAAUAUGGCUGUUCAUGGUGCUAAGAGUUCUGGUGUUAACCUUCCCAGAAAUUUUUCUGGAAAUUUUUCUUCAGGCUUCAGAAUGUCCACACCAAGGUUCGGUCAUGUGCUCUCAGGCAAUGGUCCUCAUCCGGGAGUAGUAACUAAAAACAUGGAGGGCUUGACUGAGCGUGGGAGGAACAGGCGAGUUGAGAAUAUUGGGAACCAGGUAGACAGCAAUAAACGGUUCCAGCUUGACUUGGAUAAGAUCCUUAGUGGAGAAGAUACUCGGACGACAUUGAUGAUAAAAAAUAUUCCAAAUAAAUACACCUCCAAGAUGUUGCUAGCUACUAUUGAUGAAAAUCACCGGGGAACCUAUGAUUUUCUCUAUUUGCCUAUUGAUUUUAAGAAUAAAUGCAACGUGGGCUAUGCAUUUAUUAACAUGGUGUCUCCUUCACAUGUUAUUACAUUUUAUGAGGCAUUUGAUGGAAAGAAGUGGGAGAAGUUCAACAGUGAGAAAGUUGCUUCACUGGCCUAUGCUCGGAUUCAAGGGAAGACAGCUCUUGUGGCUCAUUUCCAGAACUCAAGCUUGAUGAAUGAAGAUAAGCGCUGCCGUCCAAUUCUUUUUCAUUCAGAAGAUGCAGAGGCAGGUUGUCAGGAACAUCUUAACAGCAGUUUGCAUGUCAAGAUCCAUCAGCUGAAUUUGUCACAAUCAGGGGAUUCUCUGGGAAUCCUUACGAAAGAUGGUUCUGUUGAGAACCAAGAGAAGAGCUAACAGUUCAAAGGUAAAUGCUGCAGCUCUAAAAAUGGGGUUUGUGAAUGCUGCUACUGGCGAACUUAAUGGUAGAUAUCCUUAACAUUACAAAAGGAGAUAAACAACAGAAGUAGAACUCGGGGUUGUAUUGUAUUUUGUAAUAGAACAUCCAAAGCUGCAGCAAAAACAUUUUGGUUUAAGUCGGUAAUCUAGUUUGAAAUUCGAGGCUGGGACACAAUGACAUCCAGGUGUGGCCAAUUUUUAUUCUAUAGCAUGCUAGUGGUAGGAUGCCAUAGUCACCUAUCCAAUUUUUCUUUGGAGUUCCUGUUCUCCUCAAUUGGGUUCUUUUGGGGCCUUUUUGGUGUUAGGUUGGGAUGAUUCCGGUAUAUAUAUAUAUAUAAUGUUAUACGGAUGCAUUGUAAGGGUAUAGAUUUUUUGAGUUUGUCAUCCUUACAAAAUUGUAUUGUAGAUCAGAUUGGAAACUCAUGAUUGUUCUCCUGAAAUUUAGAUGUGCAGAAAAUGUAGUUUACAUUUCGACCCUACGCUUCGUUCAUCACUA